AAAGAAUGAGAAUUUUCCAUAUCCCAUUUCCCAAUACAGAACAAGGCGGGAAUUUUUGGCGCCAUUUCAGUUUUGACAGUGAAAGUUCCCCUCUACAUAAACCUCCCACUCACUCUACAAACCCUAACAUUCUCAUAAACUUGUCUUCAAUAUUCCUUCUUCCAAAAAUGGCAGAAAAUCAGAUCAACUCUCCUGAGAUCACAGAACCUUCUCCCAAGGUUCAGAAACUGGACCACCCUGAAAACGGCAAUGUCCCCUUUCUCCGAGUGAAGAAGCUCUCUGAAAACGCUGUUUUGCCCUCAAGAGCCUCUUCUCUUUCUGCUGGUUAUGAUCUAUCAAGUGCUGCAGAGACUAAAGUUCCCGCCAGAGGCAAGGCUCUUGUACCCACAGAUCUCAGUAUUGCUGUUCCUCAAGGAACCUAUGCUCGUAUUGCACCUCGAUCUGGUUUGGCAUGGAAGUAUUCUAUAGAUGUUGGAGCUGGAGUCAUAGAUGCUGAUUAUAGAGGGCCUGUUGGGGUAGUAUUGUUCAACCACUCUGAAGUUGAUUUUGAAGUUAAGGCUGGUGAUAGGAUAGCUCAGCUUAUUGUUCAGAAAAUUGUGACACCAGAGGUUGAGCAAGUUGAUGAUCUUGACUCAACUGUCAGAGGCUAUGGUGGCUUUGGAUCCACCGGUGUGUGAAAAAAAAUAAAUCAGUUUUAACAUUGCAGUAUCAAAAUAUUAUCUAGUAGGUUUUGACUAAUAUAUGGUAUUACUAAAAUCCUAGUACUUGGUUUAUAGAUUAAGCAGUGGGAGAUUUUGGAAAUGUAUUUUGGAUCAAAUGUAUAUCUCACUGAUCUUUAAAUGCCUCGGUGCAUGUUGAUCUAUAUUUAAGUACUUAAUGAAUAUAUUUUUCUAACUUAUUGUUAGC
Messenger RNA from Solanum pennellii, 906 nucleotides. RefSeq names its product deoxyuridine 5'-triphosphate nucleotidohydrolase. The record is from RefSeq and is a predicted model, not a curated record. Gene Ontology annotation, biological process: dUTP catabolic process; dUMP biosynthetic process. The transcript is spliced from 3 exons. Bases 6 to 677 code for a protein of 223 amino acids. NCBI's taxonomy places the organism in Eukaryota, Viridiplantae, Streptophyta, Magnoliopsida, Solanales, Solanaceae. Gene Ontology annotation, molecular function: magnesium ion binding; dUTP diphosphatase activity.